AUGUCUACCGCCGCUCCCGCAGAUGGCGGAUCUGAUACCUCGAAGUUAAAGGAAAAGGCGAAGAAUCCUUUUUCUAGUCUGCGACAGAAAUUACACGAUACCAAACUUCAUGAUGUGAAGGUGGGUUUGAUACAGAAGAAGCAUCAGAUUGGCAAACUAGGAAAUUUGUUUAAUCCAAAUCACCGUCAUGACGAAGAACAUGAGAAGAUUACAGAUGAGAAGAGAUCGAGGAUCGCCGAAUCUCAUCGUUUCGAGUCUUUCGCACCAGAAAGACCGGGAAAUAAUAUAAAGUGGUAUGUUGAUGGAAGGGAUUACUUUUGGGCUGUAUCUGCUGCGCUCGAGUCUGCGAAAGAAACCAUAUAUAUUGCGGAUUGGUGGUUAUCUCCUGAACUUUUCCUGCGAAGACCCCCGUAUUACAAUCAACAAUGGCGGUUGGAUCAAAUUCUCAAGCGCCGGGCAGAAGCUGGAGUUAAGAUAUUCGUUAUUGUUUAUCGAGAAGUUGAGGCUGCCCUUACUUGUAAUUCUCAACAUACGAAACAUGCUCUCCAAGCUCUAUGUCCCGAAGGUACUCCAGGAUAUGGCAAUAUUCAGAUUAUGCGACAUCCCGAUCACAACGUUCUCGAGAAUGCUGCCGAUAUGACUUUCUACUGGGCUCAUCAUGAAAAAUUCAUUGUGAUCGAUUACAAUUUGGCAUUUAUUGGUGGUUUGGACUUGUGUUUUGGAAGAUGGGAUAAUCAUCAACAUCCUCUCGCCGAUAUACACCCCGAAGGAGUCGCAACCGAAGUAUGGCCAGGACAAGAUUUUAACAAUAAUCGUAUCAUGGACUUUCAAGAUGUGAAAGAUUGGAAAGCUAAUGAAUUAUCAAAAGCUGAGUUUGGACGUAUGCCGUGGCAUGAUGUUGCUAUGGGUGUUGUCGGAGACUGCGUUUAUGAUAUUGCGGAACAUUUCGUUUUGAGGUGGAAUUUUGUCAAGCGAGACAAAUAUAAACGUGAUGAUCGUUUUGACUGGUUGAUUCUUGAGGGUAGAGAUGGUGAGAAUGAAGAUUUGGUGGGAGUUCAAAGACCGAAACAUCCUGUUGGAGAAUAUGUCGGACAUCCACUUACACCAUUGAGUACAAAGUCAUUAGGAGAGCAAGGAACUGUUCAUGCUCAAAUCGUUCGAAGUAGCGCCGAUUGGUCCAGUGGUAUUGUUCCGGAACACAGCAUUCAAAAUGCCUAUAGUGAACUGAUCAGAAACGCUCAACAUUACGUCUAUAUUGAGAAUCAAUUCUUCAUAACAGCAACUGGCGAUCAACAAGCUCCAAUCAGAAAUACGAUUGGAAGAGCAAUUGUUGAUGCUGUUGUCAGAGCUGGAAAGGAGGGUAGAAAGUUUCGAGUCAUCAUUUUAAUUCCUUCCAUUCCAGGCUUCGCUGGUGAUCUUCGAGAUGAUGCAGCCUUAGGAACGAGAGCCAUUAUGGAUUAUCAGUAUAAAUCUAUCUGUCGAGGCGAACAUUCAAUAUUCGAGCAAAUCAGAAAGGAAGGUGUCGAACCAGAAGAACAUAUAUUUUUCUUUAACCUACGAUCUUAUGAUCGUUUGAACGUCACUCCAGCAGUCAAGAAGCAAGAGGAAGAAUCUGGUGUCAAGUACCAAGAUGUACAGAGAGCCGAGGCAGAGGAAAUUAUGUCCUCGGGUAUUCAUGGUCCUGGAGUUGAAGAGGUUGACAAGCAUGACCAAUUGAAGGAUAAGGCUAAAGAUGCUUUACAUCACGAUGAUUCUGGAGACGAAUCUCAGGAGAGAAAGACUGAUGCUAAGAGAAAGUUCGAAGCAAAGGCAGAAGCAGCCGGGACAGAUAAACAACCAACCAGUACUGAUAGUGUAGCUAAGAAUGCUAUGCACAUGCAACCUAAUUUGGUUGAUGAGCCAUGGGAGGGUGAUCUUAAAGGAGAAGCCGACAAUUGGAUUCAAGAAGAACUAUAUAUCCACGCCAAAAUCCUCAUUGUGGAUGACAGAACAGUUAUUUGCGGAAGCUCAAACCUCAACGAUCGUUCACAACUCGGUAUUCAUGAUAGUGAACUCUCCAUUGUCAUGACUGAUACGAGAACGUUUCCAAGUACCAUGAAUGGUCAACCAUACGAAGCAGGUUAUCAUGCAGCAACUUUGAGGAAAUAUCUCUGGCGUGAACAUUUAGGUUUACUUUUGCCACAAGAAUUGGAUGCGGAUGAUGAUCCUAAUGCUCAACCUCCUCAUGUUCCGAAUGAUAUUCAUGAGGGUGAGACAUAUCAAUUUGUGGAAGAUCCAUUGAAUGAUGAAUUAUGGGAUAUGUGGACUAGUAGAGCGACAAAGAAUUCUCAAAUGUUUAGACAGUUGUUUCAUGCUGAUCCGGAUAAUUUUGUCAAAACCUUCGAUGAUUACGAUAAAUUCUUACCCGCAAAGGGAAUUCGCUCAGGUCAUAUCUAUGAUCGUAUGAUUCCUCCAGAGGAAAUCCGUCAGAAAUUGGAUCAGAUAAAGGGACAUUUGGUUUGGAUGCCGUUGGAAUUUUUAAAGGAUGCGCCGAUGGCGGAGACGGGGUUGCAGGUUAAUAGUUGGACGGAGAGUAUUUAUACAUGGAAUGGGGAGGAGGAAGAGGAAGAGGAAGAGGAAGAGGAAGAGGAAGAGGAAGAGGAAGAGGAAGGGGAGGGGAGAGAGGAAGGGAGAGGGGAAUGUGGAUGUGGUGAUGAUAUCUAG
This is a messenger RNA of Sclerotinia borealis F-4128, 2703 nucleotides long. The record is from the annotation of a GenBank genome assembly. Lineage: Eukaryota; Fungi; Ascomycota; Leotiomycetes; Helotiales; Sclerotiniaceae.